AAGCUCCGCCUGCCGCCGGUUUGCGAACUGGAUAAAGCUGAGGCCGCUCUUUCAGUAGCCCCAGGAUACAAAAAAAAGAAACUUUUUCUGAAGUCUCCAAAUCCAAAUCCAAGUGGUCGGACUUAUUUCGAUAGGAGCGUAGACAUGAGCGCUGUGAGCCUGAAGAGCCCGCCCUCGGUCAAGAAAUAUUCUUUUUUUCGGUACCAUUGCUGGCAUCAUCAAUCGGUCACGACGGAAGACGAUUACCCACAUCCCUGAAGCUGUCUUGUUACAAUGUCGUUCCGUGAAAUGCGAUCGCUUUUUUCGGAGUGAAUAUCCAGUAUAAUCCUUGUUGCUAAUUAUGCGUGUGUUUUUCUCUCGUGGUUCUCCCUUCAUGAUUCUGUAUGAGAAUUGAUAUGUUGUUCAGGAUUUUGGCGUGGUGCCACCCUUUGCCCAAGCACGACUGAUUGAGUGACUGAUAGUCUUUCUUUCUAUGUCUAUGCAUCAUUACGCAUAGUUGUCUAUUAUAAAUAUCAUUGACCAAGAACUACUUCCACUAUACCGUUGCUGCUCUGCUUCAACAAGCCACAUUAGACAAAGUUCAUAGACCAGGAGGCUUCGGGGUUUUGUGACGGUCCUCGCUGAACAAGUAGUCGACAAGAUGCAUAGGGCGUUACCAAACGCAGACAAGCCGAUGGCAUCACAGCCACGAAGUGAGCUCUUGCUUCGUCCGCAGCAGGUAGGAGCGGGUCCAAGCCGUAGUAUUCGGGCGACUACAAGAACGGGAGCAGCGGAAACACAACCGCGAAGUCCGUCCUUGCUUCGUUCGCAGCGAGGUCCAGCAAGUAGUAGCAUUGGCAUUGGGGCGAGUGCAGCGGCUUCGUCGCUCUCUCAUGAUGCGGAGCGAGAGGCAACGGGGCCAAGAAGUAGUAGUAGCAUUGGGGCGAGUGGUGCAGCUGGUGCAAACGAGUCGCCGCUCUCUCAUGAUGUCGGUGUCCCCGCUUCUAGCUCAACAUCCACGGCACCGCAUUGGCCUCUUUCUACGGACCCGAUCGCUCUGUUCUACGGGGUUUCUCUCACUCUUUGCGUCUUCUUUCUGUCAAAAUUCCUGCGGAAGACCUGCGGCAGCGGCAGCAUUGGAGGAAAUAUGACCAUCAGAGAUGAAACAGACUCCAUCUUCAUCAAUACACAACAGGAGUACAACGACGGAGGCGCGACUUCAACAUUCCCCAAGGAAGAGGUCUGAUAAAAGAAGAACUGAGGAGAUGAUAAGAAUACGUAGGUUUAGAAAAACAUCUUCAAAUACUAAAAGGUAGUACUAGGACAAGAGGAGUUUGGAAAGAGUAUUCUUGUUGCAAAAAGUAGGACAAGCAAGAGUACUUCUAGCAGUGUUGGCGUCCAAGCUGUCAAAAUGAAUGAAAAUCACGGAAAGUCCGUACUACAAGAGCCGGCCAUCGCAGCAUACAGGUUCUACAGUAGUACCAGUGCACAGUCAUCGUCACCAGCAAGGUUGGAAGCAGAUUCGCGAGUGGGUACUUUGGAGAUCGACAUUGAUUAGGUUAGCUUGUACUCUACGUAUUAUGUAUAAAUAUAUUGGUAAUUUUGUAGUCUGUCAUAGUCUACGAGGAAGAAUCACAACCACAUUUAUAGUAGUGCGACAAAAUCACUUGUCUGUUGAAAGAGGCACAAACGAACUCCUCUCUUUCUCUCUCUCUCUCUCUCCCUUUCUCUUCAUUUUGUGCUCCUCCUCCAGGUUGCCGCAUCCCUUUGCGAUUGGGAUGGCAGAGCCUUCGAACUCGAUCUUAAAGAGCCCUCUCUAGUGUGAUCGAUGAAGGAAGCUUCGUGCAUUGGUAUAUAUUACUUUUACAAAAUGGUCGCAGCUAGAGCUAACGUAAAUUUUCGAUUAGGAAUAGCCACAUGUACAGUGCUGAAAUGUUAUUCUUGUUAUCUAAAAAUACUACAUUUCAAUGACAUCUUCAAUGAAAAACCCUCAAUUUCUCGAGGUUCCUUUCGGCAGAACAGAGCAUGGUUUGCGGUGGGUUCGUGAAGUCGCCUUUUGAUCUUCAUAGCCGGGGGAUCGGUGGUUGGGCACGGAAUGGAGUCCGAAUGUUAUAGAUCGUUAAAACUACUACCGUUGCAAGCGAGAUAAGAACGAUGCAUGAAUAUAGAAGCUCGUAGAAAGCUCGAAGAGAAGUGACGGGAAACAUUCUAUAACAAAAUUUCAACAUACUGACAGAUGAUAUUCUGUUAGAUUCAUAUUCAUAAUUUAUUGUACCAAUGUCUUGUUUGUUAUCAAUUUCGUCCUCCUCAACAACAACACUGUCGGAGAGUCGCAACUAUUGCGUGAUAUUCUUGGGAUUUGCAGAAGCGUACUUGUACACACGAAUCAGAGAGCUGUGGCGUCGGUGCGCACCGUCGAAGAGUAGAAGACAUAUAGUAGAAGCGAAAGGUAGCGCACGACUCACUUCUCGAUGAUGUUGGGUUUGCUUUCUCCGACGUGAUAUUGUUGUUGUUGCAAAUUAGUUAAUCCGUGAGUCGACUGAAAAGUAAGAAUCGUAAAUAGUGUGCGUAUAACUUGUUUGAAGGAGAAAGCAUUUGCCUAUCGGUCCCCCGCCGUUCGCCUUUCAUGCAGUGUAAUAUUUAUUUUUUGGAUACAUGUUUGGUUAUUUGGAUUAUCAAUUAUACUCACAUUGUAAUUUUUCGAUUAUUGUUUAGAUUGGUAAUGUUUCCUGUUGCAUAACAAUGUAGUGGAAGAAGCAGUCGCUACUGCUGUCACAAGUGGUGGUCGAUACUCAUCUACUAAUAUUUGGCAUACUUCAUUUACGAUGAACAGACUAACGUUUGCGUGGAUAGCACGCGCAACGGUGUAAAGCUCGAAGGAGCGCGAAGGGCGCGAGAGUAACAUCUCGUUCAGAUGAUCAGUGCAGUUAGCAUUUCUUUGCUUUUACAUCAACGUGCUGAUGUCAACAACAAGUUAUUGAUAGAGCUUGGCAACAUUCGGAUGUUUUGCGUCGAGCUCUGCUUGUGCACGCCAUCCAGAUCCUCUCAU
Molecule: messenger RNA, 3028 nt
Organism: Amoebophrya sp. A25
Lineage: Eukaryota; Dinophyceae; Syndiniales; Amoebophryaceae
Source: the annotation of a GenBank genome assembly